AUGGAUUCAAAGGCAAACAUAUCAUAUAUUACACUGGGCGGUUUUGUUGAAGUGGAAAAAUACAAAUUCCUUUAUUUUUUCAUCAUGUUGAUUGUGUAUAUCGUCAUAAUCUGCAGUAAUGUCACUAUUGUGUGUCUCAUUUGGAUCCACCAAAACCUCCAUGAACCAAUGUACAUUUUCAUUGCUGCUUUGCUUUGUAACUCUGUUCUCUUCAGCUCGGUCAUCUACCCAAAAAUGUUGUUGGAUUUUCUUUCUGAGAAGCAGGUUAUAACCAUUUCUGCUUGUCUUUUUCAGUGUUUCUUGUACUAUUCCUUUGGUGGUUCUGAAUUUGUGCUUUUGGCGGUGAUGGCGUAUGAUCGAUAUGUGUCCAUAUGUAAACCUUUGCAAUAUCCAACUAUAAUGGGGAAGACUAAUAUCAAGAGGUUGUUGUUUUUUGCUUGGCUUUUCCCUGCUGCCCAAGUGUCUGUGCCCAUUGUACUGAAUGCUGAAAAAAACGAUCUUUGCAAUUUUACUUUGAAAGGGAUAUUUUGCAAUAAUUUGGUUAACACACUUUAUUGCACCAUGUCUGGUGUAGUGGCUGUGUUUGGAAUGAUUGUUUUACUCAAUGUGACCAUCUUCUCAGUUCUUUUUAUCAUUUUCACAUACAUAAAAAUAUUUGUCAUCUCAUAUAGAAGCUGUAAAGAAGUGCGGAAGAAAGCAGCAGAAACAUGCUUACCACAUCUACUAGUUUUGAUUAAUUUUUCCUGUUUAAUCACAUAUGAAAUUGUACUUGUCAGAAUUCAGUUUGAUUUACCAAACACUGUACGUCUGAUAGUGACUUUACAGCUCGUAAUUUGUCAUCCUCUAUUCAACCCAAUCAUAUAUGGAAUAAAAAUGAAAGAAAUUUCUAAGCAUCUCAAAAUGUUGUUUGGAAAAUACAAACACAAAAUUCUGCAUUGA
Messenger RNA from Periophthalmus magnuspinnatus, 939 nucleotides. RefSeq names its product olfactory receptor 11A1-like. The transcript has a single exon. Gene Ontology annotation, cellular component: membrane. The record is from RefSeq and is a predicted model, not a curated record. Gene Ontology annotation, molecular function: olfactory receptor activity; G protein-coupled receptor activity. NCBI's taxonomy places the organism in Eukaryota, Metazoa, Chordata, Actinopteri, Gobiiformes, Gobiidae. Gene Ontology annotation, biological process: G protein-coupled receptor signaling pathway. The coding region runs from base 1 to 939 and encodes 312 amino acids.